Molecule: messenger RNA, 1098 nt
Organism: Selaginella moellendorffii
Lineage: Eukaryota; Viridiplantae; Streptophyta; Lycopodiopsida; Selaginellales; Selaginellaceae
Product: calcium-dependent protein kinase 33
Exons: 1
Coding region: 1-1098 (365 amino acids)
Biological process (GO): mitotic DNA damage checkpoint signaling; protein phosphorylation
Cellular component (GO): nucleus; cytoplasm
Molecular function (GO): protein serine/threonine kinase activity; ATP binding
Source: RefSeq, a predicted model, not a curated record
AUGGGGAGUGAUAUAGAGAACUUUUAUACUCUGGAGGAAGAGCUCGGUCGUGGUGGCCAAGCAAUCGUAUACAAGAUGAAGCGCAAGGUAGAUGGCAAGUUUUUCGCAUGUAAAACAAUUCGAGUGAGUGAUUACGCAAUUGAAGACUCGAUCACCGAUGACACGCUCCCAGAUGGAGGCCUACGAGAAGAAGCUGAGGCAGAGAUUGAGGCACUGGUGCAUCUCUCAAAGAUGCAUAGUCCGAGUGGUGGAGCAAUGGUACCUGAGCUUGUGGAGGUUUUUAGGGAUGAGGAUUACUAUCAUCUUGUCAUGGAGCUAUGUCAGUGUUCACUAAGAGAUGUACUACUUAGAAAAAAGAGGCUUAGUGAGCACGAAGCUGCAAUUGUGAUCAAGCAAGUGGCCAAGGCAGUCCACAAGAUGCACAGGAGGGGUGUCACUCACAGGGACAUCAAGCCUGGGAACAUCCUUCUUGGGUUUGGGGAAAGCUUAUUUGGGAAUGUAAAGUUGGCAGACUUUGGAACAUCGUCAAGGUUUUCAAAGAAGGGGUCACCACCAGGUAUGAUCAUGAGGGGGAUGGUUGGGACAGAGAGGUAUAGAGCUCCUGAGAUGUCAUCUCCUGGCUGUGUUUAUGACGAGAGGGUUGAUGUGUGGAGCAUGGGGAUUGUUCUUUAUGAGAUGUUGUCUGGAAAGUGUGCAUUUCCAGGGCUGGCAUCGCAGGAAAUUGAGAAAAGAUUAGGAUGUUUAGAGGAUUUGCCAAUAAGCUCUCUCGAUUGGAUAGGUAUAAACAACGAAGCUAAAAAACUCAUUCUGCAUUUGCUCAACAUCGACCCUGAGAAGAGGCUGUCUUUGCAAAAAGUGAAGAAGCAUCCUUGGGUGGUGAGGAAUUUGUCAAGUCCACAACACGAAUUGACAAUGGAAAAGCUCCAGGAUCAAACAAAGGCAGGGAAAAUGAGUUUGAAGUUGGUUUUCCAGCAGUCAGAGCCCGGGAAAUGGUGUGUGAAAAGAAAGCGGGAAGAAGAACACUUGAAAACUAUAAUGAUCGAGCCAAAAAAGAUUCGACUGCGAUGUAUAAAUGGAGCAUGGCAAACUGUCCACUGA